AUGCAAGCAUUCUUAGCCACUGUGAGAAAAAAGGUGCGCUUCAGGGGGAAAGAAUUAUUUCAAGGGCAUACGCGUCUGUUUAUUUGUAUUUCCCUUCCUUUAGGCCAGUUUACGUUUACACCAGCGGUCCAGCGGGCGAGUUCAUUAGAGUACGCGAGUACUUUGGUGAGCUCCUUAAUCGUACAUGAUACAUCUACCAGAAAUCUAUUUCGAAAGUUUCGCAUAAUGACUAGAUUAUUAUUGCUGUUGCUAUCGCUACUUUUACUGGGACGACGUUUCCUAGUUGGGGACGACAUUUUGAUUAUAUUGGGCCACAAAUUGUGGCCUUGUUCCUGGCAUGGAAUAAUUAUAUCUGGUCCAUAA
Messenger RNA from Phycomyces blakesleeanus NRRL 1555(-), 363 nucleotides. RefSeq lists its product as hypothetical. The record is from RefSeq and is a predicted model, not a curated record. NCBI's taxonomy places the organism in Eukaryota, Fungi, Mucoromycota, Mucoromycetes, Mucorales, Phycomycetaceae. Bases 1 to 363 code for a protein of 120 amino acids. The transcript has 5 exons.